AUGCUUGAAAACCUCCCAGGCACGAUUAUCGAAACAAUUUUUCUGAGCUCCCUUUCUGACGCCGGUGAAGCUUUGGCUCGCCGGCGUCGGGACACCUCUUCUUCCUUUAACUUGCAUCUCCUAUAUCUCUCGAUAAUCUUUGUUAGGCCAUUUUCUCAAUCAUCCCUAAACUCCAAUCUUUCAACGUGUUUCGAUGGCUCCGACCGAAUCUGUGACAGAGGACUAAGGCGGUCUCCGGCGACCUUCUCCCAGCCUUACCCUCUACUUAAUUCAAUUUCGAAAUCGAAGAAAGAAGUCCACACUUUUCCCAGCGGUGCUUUAUCUCACAAAUCGGAACCUUGCCUCAUCGAUCCGCCAAGAUACUCUAGCUCUCGACCUUUACCAGAAGGUUCCACGCACCAGCAGAUGUUGUUCAGCGUUCCAAUUCUUGGAAUGACUUCUCCGGUGAUGUUGGCGGCGGUGUACGGCAGAGCUCCUCAAACCAGAGGUAUGCUAGGGUUUCCUUUAUUGGACUGGACUCAAUUGGGCCCAAUUGACUAUAUCUCUCGGCCCAUUACCAAAAGUUGCAACCCAACUUCUCACUUUGCUUGGCCCAGGUCUGCUUUUCUUAAUUUUUUGCUUAGCCCAUCAUCUUUGACAUCUCGAUAUAGCGACUUGACUGGCCGAGGACUCCAACUAAGUCCUAUGUCGUUAUCAUUGCGAUGGGUGUGUAAUUAUAUUUCUCGAACCUUGGCCAUUUGCAAAUCUGCGAUUACUUCAUCGUUUCAUCAAAGCUUCAGGCUAAUCGAUUUGUUGUCUCUAGUUUCUAGAUAUGUUAACAGACUGAAGAAUAACGGCAUUAUGAUCUCCUCUCUAAGGAGAGGUGAUUACCGGAACUUCUUCAAUCUUUUUUCCAUGUUUCCUCUGAAUACCGAAUCCGAGCAAGUGUUAUCCUAUGAUUAUAAGGUUGAUAUUCAUGAAAUCAAAGGUUGGAGGAACUUUGGCAUUAUGAUCCCGUUCCCAUGGAACGGUGGUUACCAAAGCUUCCUCAACUUUUUACCUCCGAACCCGCCCGACGACAGAACCAGUUUAACUUCUCUCCUUGCUGAUGAGCAAAUCCAGCUCGCUAUACUCGUGCCGGCGAGAACCUCGGCUAUGGAACCCUAUUCAACGUCACUUAGUCUAUUGACCGUGACCAUCGUAUCGUCUAACGCUUCGUUCGUGGAUGAUUCUUCGACAAACCGUGUUAUCACUUGCACCAAUUUGCUUCAUUCCUUUGGCCUCCAAGCUCUCAUGGAUCCUUUGUCGAAUUACUUUUGCUAUCUAUGUGUAGCAUUUGCUUUAACCUUUGUUUGUUGUUGCUACUUUUUUUUAAGCCUUCUUAUCCUUGUACCUUUGGCUACUUUGAACCUUGUCUCGUUUGAAUGAAUGAAAACAAGUUGUUUGACAAAAAAAAAAAA
Messenger RNA from Arabidopsis lyrata subsp. lyrata, 1439 nucleotides. RefSeq lists its product as uncharacterized. The transcript has 2 exons. The coding region runs from base 1 to 1407 and encodes 468 amino acids. Lineage: Eukaryota; Viridiplantae; Streptophyta; Magnoliopsida; Brassicales; Brassicaceae. The record is from RefSeq and is a predicted model, not a curated record.